Messenger RNA from Cetraspora pellucida, 1065 nucleotides. NCBI's taxonomy places the organism in Eukaryota, Fungi, Glomeromycota, Glomeromycetes, Diversisporales, Gigasporaceae. The record is from the annotation of a GenBank genome assembly.
AUGGAUUCUCAGAAAGAGUCAAGCUCAAGCCUUUAUAAAACAUAUAUGGAUCAGAGUGAUAAUGAAGCUAAUAAUACCAACACAUCUUCAACAGCCAAAUUAAUUAGCUCUAAAAAAAAAAAGAGAAAAGACAAAAAAUGUGAACAAGAAUAUUUGCAUGAUAAAUCAACAUCAAAUAUGAUCUCUCACCUACGAAUACAACAUAAUAUUGUUGAUAACAAAAGGCUUAAGUCUGAAAUACAACAAAUUCGACAAACUACUUUACCUAAUAUAAUCAAAAAUAAUAUUCCACAUAAAGUAAUGGAAAGAGACAGAUUGCCUUUACCUCAAUCAACAAAUAUUAAAUCAUAUCUUGAAAAUGAAGAGCCUGGAGAAAUCGAUAAUGGGAACAAUACAGAUUUGGAACAAUCAUUAAUUAUAAAUACUGUUUCAAAAGUUCUUCAUUUAAUUAAAGAUUGUCCUACCAGAUGGAAUUCGGAAUAUCACUCUUGGAAAAGACUAUUAAAAUUAAAAAAAUUGGUUGAAGAAUUAAUUAAAAUUUUUGAACCCUUUAACCACGCAACUGAAAAAUUUAGUGCCAAGAAUUAUUCUACUUUAUCAGUUGUCUAUCCCAUUAUUGAAGUUCUAAAGUUUAAAUUUGCAAUAGAUCUGAAUUUACUAUUGAUUGAAGAUAGUAUUGAUAAAGAAAAUAAAUCAGAUAUAGAUAGUGAUAAUGAAUAUGAAAAUGUUACAGAUUUACAAGAAAAACUGAAUAUUCAUUCAGUUGUUGCCCAAGUCAAUCAAAGUCUUAUAGCAACUCUACUAGACCCAAGGCUUAAAAAAAUGCAUCCUUGGUCUAAUUAUAUAUGUAAAGAAACAAUUAGAACAUGUCAUGAAGAACUUAAUACUAUAGCUGGUGAAAUUCUAGUACAAGCAAUUGCCUCACCCAAUAUGACUUUAGCUAAUCAGUACUUUGCAUCAAUUUAUGAUGAUGAUAAUGAAGACAAUAAUAGUAAUUUGUCAACUAAUGAGCUGAACAAAUAUUUGGAUAUUAAUAGAGUUUCUAUUGCUUCCAAACAAACUUGA